AAUGUCUACAUAUCAACCCCGCACACGAGAGAUGUUUAGCAUGUCAUGUUUUAUAUGUUCAUUAAUGCAUUUAUGAACUGUGCUUGCUUUCUCGUCUUGUGUAACUGCAUUGACCAUGUUUGGACUUUUAGCAUAUCGGUUGAUGACAACAUUCAAAGUUUCAAGUGGGAUAUUCCUUUGAGACGAAUACGUUUGUAAUUUUUUCAACAAAAUAAUAAUAAUAAUUGUACUCCAUGUUUAUGUUUGCUAUGUUGUUUAUGUUAUGAUGGCGAGAUAUCCCCUACUUUCUGAUCACUGAGCUGCAGUUUGCUACAGAAUGUUGUAGACAUAUUGACAUUUUUGGGAUGAAAAUGUUAAAUUUCUCCAUUAAAUUGUAUUUAAAUGGAGUAAGACAGGUUAUCCCAAAGUGAACACUUUUCAAGCAUCAGAAUAUAGUAGAGACCCAAGGAAAUACAGUACAGUUGUCAAAUAAAUGGUGCUUAGCUACAAUUGUACCUGGUGAAAUGGACCACUGCAAAUUCAGCCUACCUAAAGUUCAGUGACAUGGGUUCCUUCAGGGGGAUGGCUCAUAGUGCCAUGGGCCAGCGUCUGGUCGCCUGCCUCCUCAAUGUCUCAGAAGCCCGCAGGAAGGAAUUGGUGGAAACAGUGGCCAGGGCAGCUGUAUUUGACAGUAAUGGCGGACGGCGAGAAGGGACAACAGUGCUCAACAUCUUUAAUGACCAAGACUACAACCGCUCUGUCAUCACCAUCGUGGCCAGUAUUGACUGCAUCAGGGAGGCAGUGCUGUCUGCAUGUGAGCAGGCCUGUGGGCUGAUUGACAUGAGUGCCUAUGCAGGGGGCCACCCAACAAUGGGCGCUGUGGACCUGGUGCCCCUCUACCCUCUGGGAGAGGAGGUGGGACUGGGGGACUGUGCCAAGGAAGCUAGAGCGGUGGCUGCUGGGCUGACUGAACGGGUCAGUGGCACCAGUGCUUUCUUCUUUGGCUGGGCGGACUUACCCCAGCACCGAGGCCUGGCGCAGAGACGCAAGGAGAUGGGCUGGUUCAGGAAGAAUCCAGACACAGGAGCCAGCCGACCAGACAUGGGGCCCCUGCCACAGAAACGAUAUGGCCUCACAGGUAUCGGAGCUAGUCCCUACGUCAUGAACUGCAACGUCACCAUCGACACCCAGGACCUGGCUCUGGGGCGCAGCGUCGCCAUGGCGAUUAGGGAGUCUACUCCUGGGGGCCUACCAGGGGUGCAAGUGCUGGCCCUGCCACAUGAGGGUGCCGUGGAGAUAGCCUGCAAUGUGGAGAGCAUAAAGGGGAACCCUCCUAGCCAGGUUGGGGAGAGGGAAGAGCCAUGGCCCACCUUCAGUAUUGGUGGGCAGCUAUACUGCCAUGCCCCGGCAUCUCUUAUCACAGCCAGGGUGGCAGAGCUGGCAGGACGGCAGGGGGUGGCCACUAAGGGCACGGCACUGGUGGGGUUCACGCCCCGUGAGUGCAGAGUCCUGGCAGAGAGAGCUUUGUCAUUGGGCAUUGCCGAGUUCUGGAAAGAACGGAGCAGGGUACACAUGUAACCUUCCAAACUUUACUACAAAACCUCAACGUUUUGUAUUAUUCAGGUUGAUUGAACGAAUAAUGUAAAAGGACAUGCAAGCUGUUAUCAGCAAGGUUUACAGCGUAUGAAUUGCACAAAUGCACGACUAUUACACAACAGUUUUGAAUCUGUGGGCUCUGGAUUUGAUGUAGCACAUCUGAACAAGGAUAUUGUACAGAGCAUCUUAUUUAGUGUGGUGAUCAUGGUUGAAAACAUCAACGCCAUAGACCUUAACUGUGAUUGUCUUAAUAUAAGUACUUAUCAAGACUCAAAAUGGCCAAAUUACCUUUUUACUUUUUUGUAAAUCAUUCAACGAUGUCAAUGGGAGACGUGCGCAAAUUUCUUUGAUAAGCGUGCAUAUCUCAAGUCAGAAUAACACCGAAAGUGCUGCAAAAUGUUGCAAUUUAUUGCUCUAUUAACAGGUUAAUCCUUCUUUAUUUGACUUCUACUAAUCUGUAAAGAAUAAACAUGAUGACUUUACUAUAACUUUA
Messenger RNA from Coregonus clupeaformis (lake whitefish), 2068 nucleotides. It is a transcript of the gene ftcdnl1, whose product is annotated as formiminotransferase cyclodeaminase N-terminal like 1. Gene Ontology annotation, molecular function: folic acid binding; transferase activity. The record is from RefSeq and is a predicted model, not a curated record. Bases 544 to 1557 code for a protein of 337 amino acids. Lineage: Eukaryota; Metazoa; Chordata; Actinopteri; Salmoniformes; Salmonidae. The transcript has 5 exons.